AGUAAGUAAGCGGUGUUUGGCAUGUUGGAUUUGUACAUGGACCCGCUAUAAGUUUUUUUUUUUUUUUUUUUUGAGGGUUGUGUGCAUGUAGAUCUACAUCCCAAAGUGGCAAGGGAAAUAGAUGGGAGGAAAAUGGGAUUCAAUUCGAUACCAGUCGAACCCGAACCACAAGGUUCGGGCGGAACAUUGGAAGAAAAUGCUCAUCGAAGACAGGCAAGACAGAGCAUUUCUGGGUAAGGAUCAAGGGCCGUUGAUCCAAUGCCAUACCUCCUGACCCUGCCUGCAUCUGGAACCUGCAACCUGCACUAGCGCAGCAGGAGAAAUACUACUCUACUGUACGGUGCAAGGGACCGCCAAAGAAAAAAGUCACUGUUGUUUUUACCAGCCAAGGCAAGCCCAUCCCUGUCUGCCGCUUCCAGUCGAACAAAUUUUCUUGGCACGCUUGUCUCCCAUGCCUCGAUUUCCGCGAAGGAGACUUUUGAUUUUCAGCUUCAGCAUUGCAAGUUUUCCUACUUGCAUUCACCUCUCUGUUUUAGGUGAGGCAGGGCAAAUCCCCUAAAAACUCUGGCGCCAUUCCCGCCUGAUGGGCUAUUCCUUCUGUCUACGUUUAACCACCAAGAUUCAUUUACCCAGCAUCUCCCUGCAUUAGCAUUCAUUCCACCACCUUAUUCGAAGCCAAUCGUCAAUUUAUCACCAUUUCCAGCUUGUCUGUCUGCCACCGUUUUUCCGUCAUCAACCAUCUGACCUAAUAAUCGCCAACCUCUCCACACCCUAACAACCUCGUCGAAAGGUUCUUGCGGUUUCUGACGCUGUGUCAACCCUGCCUCUCCUUGACAAUUCUCUCCUAGAAAAGCUACCGACUCCUCACCUCACCAUGGACGCGUACAUCAAAUAAAAGAAACUCUGCCGGCCAAAGCAGAACGUACCUAUUUAGUUGCCUUUCCCCUUCACCAGCAUUUUCACUGCACUCGUUCCCUAGACGAUCAUAUCCAUCAUCAUGAAAAUUUCCUAAAUUAUCCGUCGUCACUCACGGCUUUCGUAGCAUCGCCAGCAAUUAUUUGCCGUCGUCGCGUUGUGCACGACGGGGACUCUUGCACACGAGUUCACCUGACUUUCAAUAUCUGAUACUGCUAUUUUCUUCAACUGGUUACAUUGUGGACUUGGAAGAAAAAGAGAGAAAAAAAAUCCCAUAAACUAUGGCCCGCCUCAAGGAUUUUUUGAAGGCUCAGGCUAAGAGCUUGAAGCCUGCAUUCUUUUCCAAGCAGCCUCAUUUCAACUUCAUCAGCGCACACUAUUUCUAUAUCCUUGCCCAGACCAUCUUAGCUUCCGUCCUAUUAUACGCUUCAGGAGGUGCUGCUCUCUCUUACAUAGAUGCACUCGUCUUUGGAAGCGGAGCGGCAACGCAGUCGGGACUCAACCCCGUCGACGUCAACCUGCUCAACACUUUUCAGCAGACUGUCGUUUACCUCGUGUGCAUGAUGUGCAGUCCCAUCACAAUCAACUCGUUUGUGGUAUUUCUCCGCCUAUAUUGGUUCGAGAAGAAGUUUCAAGACUUGGUCAAGGAUGCGAGAAAACGGCGCUCGACUUUUGCCCAAACUCGGUCCAAAGCGAAGAGCGUCGACCAUCGUCAAUUGAACGAUAUGGAGAACGGCGUCAAUGGUAGAAACAUCACCGUAAUGCGCAACAACGGCGAUACCAGGAUCACUAAUGAUGGCCUGCUCUUGUCUCCGAUUCCUGAGCCAAGGCCCAAUGGCAUGCCUAACACGCCCAAAUCGUCCCGAGAUACCGACCCGACUGACGAUGGACUGGACAGCCAAGAUCGAGAGUUCCCCCAGCUUAGGACAACUGAGGAGCAUGUGGCCAUCCUAGAACGGCAACGAAACGAGGGUGAAACUCUGCGAAUUCCCGGCCCCCGAGACGUUGAGCUGGGUAUGGCCCCGGAGAGGGUCGAGCAUAGUGCCGAUGAAGAUGCCAUGCCCCGAUCACCUAGAUCACCUCACCGUCGCCCGCGCAGCAUGGAAUCUGCCGAUGGGCGGGCCCCCGGGCCUCGCCAGCAGACUAUUGUCAUCCAGGAGCCGACGAAACCGCCGGCGCGUGAGGAAAUGGCGGAGGAGUUCGAAGCCAUUAAGAACACGCUCGAUCCGUUCAAGUUGCGAGUGCCGCGUAUUUUCAAAAACAAAAACCCUAGGCUCCACGAGGACGACAGCGACGAGGAGCAGGAGCAAACGCACUUGCCCGAGAGACUCAGGAGGCGCUCAACUUUUGGUAGCGUCCGCAAAGCAUUCACCCAGGACAAGGUGGAAGAUACGCCCUAUCUUUCGUGGACCCCGACCGUCGCUCGCAAUUCAAAUUUCCCCGGAAUGUCUGAGGAGCAGCGUGAAGAGAUGGGCGGUAUUGAGUACAGGUCGCUGAAAUCUCUGGCAAAGGUCCUGGUCUUCUACUUUAUGGGAUUUUCCGUUUUAGGUGUCGUCUGUCUACUGCCCUGGAUCCUGUUGACAGAACGAUGGGGAGUUAUCGUCGACCAAGCAGGCCAGAGCCGGACAUGGUGGGGCUUUUUCACUGCCAAUUCGGCUUUCAUGGACCUCGGAUUCACGCUCACCCCGGACAGCAUGGUGUCGUUCAAUACGGCCACUUUCCCGCUUCUGUUGAUGAGCUUUCUGAUCAUUAUCGGAAACACAGGGUUCCCGAUCAUGCUGCGAUUUCUCAUAUGGGGUUUCUCCCUGAUGGUUCCACGGGGAAGUGGACUAUGGGAGGAGCUCAGGUUUUUACUUGACCACCCUAGAAGAUGCUUCACGCUUCUCUUCCCAGCUGGAGCCACUUGGUGGCUAUUCUGGAUCCUUCUAGCGCUGAAUGGGAUCGACCUAAUCUUUUUCAUUGUUUUAGAUCUCGACAGCGGUCCAGUUUUUGAAAUGCCUACGGGCAUCAAGAUUCUGAACGGUAUCUUCCAGGCAGCCUCUACCAGAACUGCCGGCUUUGCGAGUGUGAAUCUUUCUCAGCUCCACCCGGCCGUGUUGACAUCCUACAUCAUCAUGAUGUAUAUCUCGGUCUUUCCCAUUGCUAUAUCAGUGCGUAGGACCAAUGUAUACGAGGAAAGCGCUUUGGGGAUCUACACCAACGCAGAAGAUGACGAGCAGGUGUCGCACAUUGGCUCUCACUUCCGGCGGCAGCUGUCUUUCGACUUGUGGUUCAUCUUCCUGGGUUACUUUAUUUUGUCCAUCUCGGAGGGCACCCGGCUUCAAAGCGGAGACAUUACGAUGUUUGCCGUUCUGUUUGAGGUUGUCAGUGCCUACGGUACGGUCGGCCUGAGUUUAGGAUACACCAACGUCAAUACUUCUCUGGUUGGACAGUUCUCGACGGUUGGCAAGCUCGUCAUAGUGGCGAUGCAGAUCCGCGGUCGCCAUCGUGGUCUUCCUUACGGUCUUGACCGGGCUGUGCUGUUGCCCGGCGACUCACGCAACGUGACCGAGGAGAAGAAAGAAGCGGCCCAUGCGGACAACUCUCUGGAUACACAAUUCCAGCUGCACCGUCGCGCUUCUGGCAUGUCGACUGCCACUCAAGGGGUGGGCUCGUCUGUGAGGCGCGGCCGCAGCCGGAGCAUGACUCGAGUCAACAGCAACGUGCUGGUGCAGCUCUUGCAUCCUGGACCAGCACCGAUACCCCAUGGGCCCCCGAUGCGAAGGAGAUCGGCGGCAGAUAUGGAGGAAGAAGAGUAUCAUGAAAUGUACGAGCGGUCCACGUCAUCAAUAAGGAGGGCUGAGACCAUUGCGCAGGUUCCAAUACCGUCAACCGGCAUUCCUGCGAGACACUAGACAGCGCUUUGUUGGGCGGCAUAUAUUUUCUUUUAACUCUUUUCAGUGCAUAUUUUACUGGAGGCUUCCAUCGCUUUGGGCUCUCUUUUUCUUGGCAAGCGUGUUCUAUGGGCGUGGCAAGCUUCUUUUCACCAAAAACAAACUCACUACGACUACUAGAUUUUGUAUUAAUUGAUUUGUAGGCAGGGAGUUAUCAGGGGCUGUCAUCCAUCCAAAGGUUUUCACCUUUUCUGUUUCUUUACCUUUGUUCUUUGAUGAGACGAUUCGUUGAAACGAACUUCCUAGAACAGACGAUAGUUGGUCAAAAUACAGUUGGCUACAGAAUCGUGAAUCAGCAAGCUCGGAAUGUCUCAAGACAAGAAAAAGAAUUAAGUCUAAAACCGAAACAAACUAAUGCGCAGCAUAGUGUAAGACCGACCAUAUGAAAAGAUUCAGUCAAAACUGACAUUACAAGGAUUUCAAAUCGUGUUUUGUUACAGUAUGUCUAUGUUUUUAGAUAGUACAUUUCCCUCAUAUAUGCAAUACACGAGUCC
This is a messenger RNA of Pyricularia oryzae 70-15, 4342 nucleotides long. RefSeq names its product potassium transporter 1. Gene Ontology annotation, biological process: potassium ion import across plasma membrane; intracellular potassium ion homeostasis. Gene Ontology annotation, molecular function: high-affinity potassium ion transmembrane transporter activity. The transcript has 3 exons. The record is from RefSeq and is a predicted model, not a curated record. Gene Ontology annotation, cellular component: plasma membrane. Bases 1197 to 3809 code for a protein of 870 amino acids. NCBI's taxonomy places the organism in Eukaryota, Fungi, Ascomycota, Sordariomycetes, Magnaporthales, Pyriculariaceae.